CGGACCAUAUAAGGGGAAGUGUAUUUCUUGCUCAAAUCUUCUGAUGCGGUUAAAAGCCGAGACAGAUGCCAAGACAAGAGGAUCAUAAGCCAUGAAAAUCACAGAUGAACUGAAGAUGGUGAUUCUAUUUGCACUUUUCAUUUUGUUUCUGAAGACUUCAUAUGUUUGUUCUUGGCUUGCUGGAAAAUGUGUCUUCUACAGUGAUGCUGAAGGGCUUACUAUUGCCCCAUUCUAUGCUGGACAAACAAACAUUGUUGGAUGCGUGAGUGUCACGGAUAUUAAAGAAGACCUUCGUGGACUUCCUGAAAACAUACUAAAUCUCUAUAUCGAGAUGGAUUUGCAUGGGGUCCUAGUUCCAAACUCUUUGUCACGUUUUGGUUCUUUGGAAAAUCUUGAAAUUGUGGGAUGUUUAUCAGAGGUCCCUGCAGAAGCUUUUAAUGGAUUAACAAAUGUAUCUUCACUAACAAUAACAUCAUCCAAUUUAGAAAAGUGCUGUGAGGUAGCUCUUGAUUUCAGUCGACUUCCCUCACUUACCAGUUUGUCUAUUUUAGAAUAUAGUUUAUCAUUAUUGGAAGCAAAUGUUUUUGAAAAGAUUGCUCAUUUGCAAAACCUAUUUUUAUAUAAUGUGUGUUUGAAAGACAUGUCUGAGAUUUUGUGCCGGCUGAUAAAUAUAAGAUCUUUAAAGCAUUUCUCUCUAUCUGAAGAUCUGUUAAAUAGACUUCAGAACCCAAACUGCACAGGUUUCAACAUCUCUGACAUAUCGACUGAGUUUAAUAUUAAAGAGGUGCAAUUGCAUUUGGGGAAAUUAGAACAUGUAGAUGAGGGAGCACUGAAAGUUUUUGGAAAACUCUCUGGCUUUCAGUUUCUUUCAAACACAGAUUUCCUAACAGAUCUUUCUUUAAUUGGAGUACAUAACAUCAGAACUUUGAAUUUCAUGGUGGAUGUACUUAAUGUUCGUGAUUUGUGUGUAGCAGCAAAGACAUAUUCAACUGAGACAAUAUUUGUUUCUUAUAAAUUGAUUAACUUAUCACUGACUCCUAACAUCUCAGAUGGGUGUAAAUAUAUUACAGCCAUUGGACUCAGUUUUGACAUAUGUGGAGAGAUUGUCAACCUCUUAGAUGUAAAUUCUCUUUUUCAGAUUUUCAGCAACCUCACCUUUGUUACUAUAUUUAAGCAUGUGCUCAGAUCAAAUGAUUUCCAAUCUCUUUGUGCUUCAUUUCCACAGACAGUCAAACAGCUUACUGUCAUGAUUCUUAAAAAAAAUAAGAUAGAUAAGAUAGUUUCUCAUCAAUUUAUGUGUUUUCCAAAUCUUGAAACUUUGAACUUUACCUCAAGCAAAAUUUCUGUCAUAGAGGAUUUUGCUUUUAUUGGAAUGAAGAAGCUGAAAGAGUUAAACCUCUAUAAAAACAAAAUAUCUUCUAUUCAUCAACAUACAUUCAGUGGCUUACAUGAACUGAUGGUUCUGAAUCUCCAAGAAAACCCAAUAAUUUACAUUGAGGCAAAAUCGUUUGGACAUUUUAUUAACCUUAGCUCACUUCUGUUGGGAGAUCUGAACUUUCUUCCUAACAUGUCACUGAUCAAGCUGAAUUUAUCUGAUAUAUUUGGAGGAAUUCCAUAUAAUUUGAGUAAUGUGUUCAUUAGUUCAGGACAGAGACCAAUGCACCUUGUGAUCGGGGGUAAUACCACACUGACUAACAGGCUAAACUUGCACAUCAAAAGUCAAUAUGUGAUUGUUGAGGACUGCAAUAGUUUACUUUUAACAUCUGUAAUCACACUUCAGAUAAAUGCAGCAUAUAUGAUCUGUGAAAAUGAAUUCAUUGGGAAAUAUAUCCCAUCAGUCGUCAGUCUGGAAUUUCAGUCAGUGUUCGCUGACAAUAUUGGAGACUUGUCUGUAAUCAAUCAGCUUGUUCAUUUAAAAACCCUAAACCUGCGAAACAUUGACUUUACAAAUCAGCCAAACGUGGCCAUAAUGUUUCACAAUCUGACAAAACUGGAGACUCUGAUUCUGGCAAACUGCAGAAUAUUCUUUCUAGAUGGAAGUCUGACCAAAGACUUAAAGGCACUAACAAAACUAGUACUAUACCAAAAAGAUACUGUCAACAUUCUACAAACUUUUGCAGAUCAUCUCACUCAUUUGCAGUUCGUUCAUUUUGAAGGCUUGGGUCUGUAUUGCAGUUGUGAUAAUGCAUGGCUGGUCUCGUGGCUGAAGGACAACAGAAAGGUGGAGGUUGUCAUGUUGAACCCCUCUAUGCAUGAUUUGCAGUGUUUGAUUGACAAUGAAGUUGACCAACUCAACUUUAUCAGCUAUGCUAAGGAGAACUGCUCACUUGAUCUUGAAUUUGUGUUCUUCGCCUGUUCUUCUGUGUUUUUGUGCAUCUUUAUUGUUGUGGUAUUGAUGUAUAAAUUUGUAGGCCAGUACUUCAAGCCGUUCUAUCACAUCGCCAGUGGAUGGUUUCGAGAGGCUUUGCGAAUGAAGGAGAAACCGCAGUACCGCUAUGAUGUUUUCGCGUCUUACAGCGGUAAGGAUGAGCACUGGGUCAUAGAGGAACUUCUUCCAAACUUAGAGCAGCGCGGGCCUCCAUUUCUGAGUCUCUGCCUGCACAGUCGGGACUUUCAGUUGGGACACGACAUUGUGGAAAACAUCACAGACAGCAUUUACGCAAGUCGCCGGACUCUUUGUCUCGUCAGUCGCAAUUACCUCGAUAGCAACUGGUGCUCACUGGAGAUGCAGCUGGCCACCUACCGGCUCCAGGUAGAACACAGAGACAUUCUUAUCCUGGUCUUCCUAGAAACCAUUCCAUCUCGCUUGCUUUCCUCCCAUCACAGACUGGCCCGGCUUGUAAAAACUAAGACCUAUCUGGACUGGCCCCAGGACCCGGAGAUGCAUGAAGCAUUCUGGGACAGGUUGUGGUGUAAACUGAGCUCUAAUAAAGCCAACUAGACUUUCCUUCUGUUUAUUGUGAAGUUGCUAAAGACAAUUUACAAACUUUCUUUUGUAAAGUG
Molecule: messenger RNA, 3003 nt
Organism: Danio aesculapii
Lineage: Eukaryota; Metazoa; Chordata; Actinopteri; Cypriniformes; Danionidae
Product: toll-like receptor 13
Exons: 1
Coding region: 92-2941 (949 amino acids)
Biological process (GO): immune response; toll-like receptor signaling pathway; inflammatory response
Cellular component (GO): membrane
Molecular function (GO): protein binding; transmembrane signaling receptor activity
Source: RefSeq, a predicted model, not a curated record